Messenger RNA from Carya illinoinensis, 1866 nucleotides. Its product is annotated as probable pectinesterase 29. Gene Ontology annotation, molecular function: pectinesterase activity; structural constituent of ribosome. Lineage: Eukaryota; Viridiplantae; Streptophyta; Magnoliopsida; Fagales; Juglandaceae. The coding region runs from base 1 to 1704 and encodes 567 amino acids. Gene Ontology annotation, biological process: cell wall modification; translation. The transcript is spliced from 11 exons. Gene Ontology annotation, cellular component: ribosome. The record is from RefSeq and is a predicted model, not a curated record.
AUGGAAUCUUUUACUACCAAUACAAUUGCACUUUUUUUCUCCGCUUCACAGAGAGGGAAAGAGAGAGAGAGAGAGGCAGAUAUGGUGUCGGGCUCGGGUAUCUGCGCGAAGCGCGUGGUGGUGGACGCGCGGCAUCACAUGCUUGGUCGUCUGUCUUCGAUCAUAGCGAAGGAGCUGCUGAACGGGCAGAAGGUGGUGGUUGUGCGGUGCGAGGAGAUCGCCAUCUCUGGUGGUUUGGUUCGCCAGAAGAUGAAGUACAUGAGGUUCCUCCGUAAGCGCAUGAACACCAAGCCUUCUCAUGGCCCCAUCCACUUCCGUGCCCCUGCUAAGAUCCUCUGGCGCACCAUUCGUGGGUAUGUUCCUCGAUAUAUUUCUGUCUGUAUAACCCAGGUUGGCUCAAGUGGUAAAGGCCUUGGCCUUGGCCUUGGUGUUUUUGUUGCUGCUUGUAGCAUGAUUCCACACAAGACCAAGCGCGGAGCAGCAGCACUUGCUCGAUUGAAGGCCUAUGAGGGGAUUCCACCUCCGUACGAUAAGAUAAAGCGGAUGGUCAUUCCUGAUGCUCUCAAGGUUUUGAGGCUUCAAGCAGGACACAAGUACUGCUUGUUGGGCAAGCUUUCUUCCGAGGUUGGAUGGAACCACUAUGAAACUAUCAAGGAGCUUGAGAGGAAGAGAAAGGAGAGGUCUCAGGUUGCUUAUGAGAGAAAGAAGCAAUUGACAAAACUGAGGGUCAAAGCUGAGAAGUACUUAUGCUUAGCAGCAUAUGGCCAACGUCAUUACAGACAGGUAGGGAAGAAGAAGCUGCCUUAUCAAACAUUCUUCGUGGAUCAGUCUGGCCAUGGAAACUUCUCCACCAUUCAAUCGGCUAUAGAUGCCGUUCCUUCGAACAACAUGCAUUGGAUUUGCAUUAGGAUCAAAGCUGGCACCUAUAGAGAGAAGAUCAUAAUCCCUCAUGAUAAGCCAUACAUCAUCCUGAAAGGAGGGGGAAAGAGAAACACUUGGGUUGAAUGGGAUGAUCACGACACCGUUUCACGAAGCCCUACUUUCACCUCUGAAGCUGAUAAUAUCGUGGCCAAAAGUUUGAGCUUUAGAAAUACAUACAACAAUCCAAUUAAUAGUAACCCAAGAGCACCGGCGGUGGCAGCCAUGAUUAGCGGUGAUAAAUCUUCGUUCUACCGAUGUGGCUUUUAUGGGUUGCAAGACACUUUAUGGGAUGUUCAAGGACGACAUUACUACCAGAAAUGCACCAUCCAGGGUGCCAUUGAUUUCAUCUUCGGUGCUGGACAGUCUAUUUUUGAGCAAUGUUCCAUAGCGUAUUUUGGAGAAGCUGUAGAGGAAGGUCUGUUGGGUUAUGUGACAGCUCAGGGAAGAGAGGGUCCGUAUGAUUCAAACGGGUUCGUGUUCAAGGAUUGCAGGUUGCAUGGCAGCGGUUCAACCUACUUGGGAAGGCCUUGGAGAGCUUAUUCCAGGGUCAUUUUUUACGCUUCUAAUUUCUCGCACGUCGUAGUUCCCCAGGGAUGGGAUCAAUGGAACUUUGUUGGCUCCGAGCAAAAAUUAACAUAUGAUGAGCACGGCUGCUUUGGACCGGGGGCGGACACAUCCCAGCGGGUGAGUUGGUCAAACAAGCUGAGCCAGACUGAUCUCAAUGAGUUGAUUAACAUUAGUUUCAUCGACAAUGAAGGAUGGCUGAAUGACCGACCUUUCUAAAUUCAUUUUUUGCUAACGUUUCCACCAACAUAUAUACACUUUCAGUGUCAUUCUUAUUGUUUUUAAAAGAUUUUGGGUGUUUGAUUCUUUGUCAAAUGGGUACUGAGAUAUUGUUGGUGCAUAAUUGAUAAUGGAAGUGACUCAAACUCACUCAUUUGUUGC